UGUGCAUCAUGGGUAAACAUUCCAUAGAUCAGACGGUUGAGCAUGCAUGAUCAGUAUUGAGGUCCAUACAAAUGACUGAAUUAUCUAGGGUUUCUAUUUUCAAGCUUCAAAGCCACUGCCUUUCCAGAACCCCCCAUCAUCUUGAAAUCGCAGCUUUCAACAUUUCUGGAUUGGUUCCUCUUUCUCUGUUCUCAGCCCUCUGCGAGAAAACCUUUGUUGCUUUGCAAGAAAUUGUGAUUGGCUUGCAGAUUGCAACUUUACCUUGUUCUGAUUCUGGGUUUUGUGUUAAGUGGGUGAGAGAGUUAUAUGGGGAAGUCUGGGGGUAGAAGAAAGAAGGGUGGUGGAAACCAUGGCUCUGGAGAUACCGCAGUUCCUAAUGCUAAUGGUGGUGUUGAUUUGGACUGUUCAAUAUUUUUGAAGAGAGCCCAUGAGCUCAAAGAGGAAGGUAACAAGAGAUUUCAAUCCAAAGACUAUGUGGGUGCUCUUGAACAAUACGAUAACGCCCUUAAGCUUACCCCCAAAACCCACCCGGACAGGGCUGUGUUUCACAGCAAUAGGGCGGCUUGCUUGAUGCAAAUGAAGCCCAUAGACUACGAAACUGUUAUUUCUGAGUGUUCUUUGGCGCUUCAGGUUCAGCCUCGAUUUGUCCGGGCUCUCCUCCGGAGAGCGCGGGCAUUUGAGGCAAUAGGUAAGUAUGAGAUGGCGAUGCAGGAUGUGCAGUUGUUGUUGGGUGCUGAUCCAAACCACCGGGAUGCUUUGGAGAUUGCUCAGAGGCUGCGGGUGGCACUUGGACCUCGCCAGGAGGCCCAGCAGGACCUCCAGAGCCGCCCGUCCCCAGCUGCUCUUGGAGCUUCAGCUGUUCGGGGAGCCCCAAUUGCUGGUCUUGGACCAUGUUUACCAGCGAGGCCAGCUCCGAAGAAGGCAGCAGCAUCGGCUGGAGGAUCCCUUGUGUCACCUAAUAUUAAAUUGGAGAAGCCCCAUUCGAAUCUGGCUGCUGAAAAUGGUCCUGAACCCAAAACCCAUAUGCCAAAACUCAUUUUGAAACCUUCAGAGGGUUCUUCCAAAUCCAUUGUUAAUCCAAGUAAGGACAAUCACAAAGAACUAUUGCCUUUUUCAUCAGCAUCAUUGCGGGUUCAUGGGCAGGCUUUGGAGGCUGUAAUUUGUUGGAGGCCAUUGAAGCUUGUAUAUGAUCAUGAUAUAAGGCUUGCCCAAAUGCCGGUGAAUUGCAGUUUUAGAAUGUUGAGGGAGAUUGUAGGUAAACGUUUUCCCUCAUCGAAAUCAGUGUUGAUUAAGUACAAGGAUAGUGAUGGUGAUUUGGUUACUAUUACCUGCACUGGUGAACUCAGAUUGGCAGAGUCCUUUGUGGACAAUCUUUUGCCGAAAGAACCUGAAAUGGGUAAAACUGAUUCUGUUGCAGUGUUGAGAUUGCAUAUUGUAGAGGUGAAUCCUGAACAAGAGCCGCCUUUGUUGGAAGAAGAAGAGGAGAAGCCUGUGGAAAAUGAGGGUAUUAAGGGAGAUGAAAGUGGUUCUCAUUCUUCGCUCAGUGAUUCUAUGUUGGAUGCUGCAGAUACUGAAAUCGAUAAGACAGAGAAAGAAGUUGCCAAGGGGAAACCCGUGGGUGUUGAAGAUCCAGAGUGCAAGGAAAUGGAGAUGGAUGAUUGGUUGUUUGAGUUUGCCCAGCUUUUCCGGACCCAUGUUGGUAUUGACCCUGAUGCUCAUGUAGACCUGCAUGAACUUGGUAUGGAGCUUUGUUCUGAAGCUCUUGAGGAGACUGUGACAAGUGAAGAGGCUCAAAGCCUUUUUGACAAGGCCGCCUUAAAGUUCCAGGAGGUCGCUGCAUUGGCUUUCUUUAACUGGGGGAAUGUUCACAUGUGUGCAGCCAGGAAACGUAUUCCAUUGGACGAAUCUGCUGGGAAGGAGUUAAUGGCAUCCCAGCUUCAAGCUGCUUAUGACUGGGUUAAGGAGAAGUACUCUUUGGCCAGUGAGAAGUAUAAGGAAGCACUAUUGAUCAAACCAGACUUUUAUGAGGGGUUGCUUGCCCUGGGCCAACAGCAAUUUGAAAUGGCAAAACUUCACUGGUCAUUUGCUCUUGCAAAGAAAAUAGAUCUCUCAAGCUGGGACUCAACAGAGACAAUUGAACUUUUUGACAGUGCAGAGGAGAAGAUGAAAGCUGCUACAGAGAUGUGGGAGAAGCUGGAGGAGCAGAGAACUAAUGAGCUAAAGGAUCCAAACACAAGCAAGAGGGAAGAAUUGUUGAAAAGAAGGAAGAAACAAGGAGGUGGAACUGAAGUUGAUGGUCAGGGGGAGAUUUCAGCAGAUGAAGCUGCAGAACAAGCAGCUGUAAUGAGAUCACAGAUACAUCUCUUCUGGGGUAACAUGCUUUUUGAGCGUUCCCAAGUUGAAUGCAAAUUAGGGAUGAAUGGUUGGAAGAAUAACCUGGAUGCUGCUGUUGAGCGCUUCAAGCUUGCUGGAGCCUCAGAAUCUGACAUAUCAACGGUUUUGAAGAAUCAUUGCUCCAAUGAAGAAGGAGAUCAGAAAAAGAAUGAGAAGCUGAGUACUGGUGUUGCAUUUGCCAUGGAUAAUAAGGAUGAGGUCAAUCCAGUAUCAGGGAAGUGAAAUGUUCAUUUUGUGUGGUGACCUUUCAUGAAAUUACCUUCAUAUUUUCUCCUCAUUGAUGAUUAUGAAGUGAAAAGAGGAAGUAAAGCUUUCUGAGAAGAGGGUGAGCUCGUUGGACAUUUUUAUUUUGAAAUAUAAAAACGGGCUGCCAACGUUACACAGCCUUGUGCUUGGAGGAAUUUUGAGUUUUAAUACUCCCUGUUAGCUUUCAAGGUGACAUUUACUCAACAUUACGUUGUUUGGAAUACUGAUAGUUUUUCAUGGAUAAUUUUAUGUGCUUAGGAUUUAAUUUUGGGCUUUGCUGCCCUGUCCAAUUACAGUGUGUUUAUCAAUCCAUUCUUGGCCUUUAUGGGACCUAA
This is a messenger RNA of Malania oleifera, 2975 nucleotides long. RefSeq names its product protein CLMP1. Bases 307 to 2616 code for a protein of 769 amino acids. Gene Ontology annotation, molecular function: protein binding. The transcript is spliced from 2 exons. The record is from RefSeq and is a predicted model, not a curated record. NCBI's taxonomy places the organism in Eukaryota, Viridiplantae, Streptophyta, Magnoliopsida, Santalales, Ximeniaceae.